GUCCGUCCUCCAUGGCGUGCGCGCGCGCCCUCGCCGCGCCGCGGUCCUCCGCCCCGGCGCCGCCGCCGCCGCGCGCGUCGUCGUCGUCGACCGCGUCGUGCUCCUCCUCGCGCCUCGUCGCGCGCGCGGCGGGGGCGCGCGGUCGCCGCGACGACGACGACGCCGUCGUCGUCGAUGUUCACGGCGCGACGCGACGUCGUCGUCGCGCCGUCGUCCCGCGCGCGUCCUCCUCCUCCUCCUCCUCCUCCUCGCCCGCCGCCCCCUCCGAAGCGCACGCGGAGCCGUACUCCUUCUUCGAUCUCGCGACCGCGGAGUUCCCCGCGGACUGGCGAACCCCCACCGCGAAGGUGACGUACGCGGACUCCCCGCUCGACCUCGCGCUCAUGGCGUGGUUCAUGCGUAAGAUCGCGAUGGCCAUCGACGCGCCGUUCUCCCCCGCGGACGUCUCCUACGACGCGUUCAUCGCGCUGUGCUUCCUUCAGAUGCGAGGCCGCGACCCGGACGGGCAGCGCGACAUCACGCUGGGGAUCAUGCGAUCGCUCAUGCCCCCGGGCGGCGACAAGGUGUUCCGCAAGCUGUUCCCUACGAACAAGUUCUCUUUAGAGCUCAACGCGACCAUCUGCAAGGUCGUCUUCGCGUGGAUGGUCGGUCCGAUGACCGUCGAGAAGACGGACGAGAACGACUUGCGCGAGGAGAUGGCGUCGCGCGUGCACAUAAAGAAGUGCCGGUGGCUGCAAGAGAGCGGGUGCACGGGCAUGUGCGUGAACAUGUGCAAGACGGCGACGCAAGACUUCUUCCGCGACGACUUCGGGCUUCCGCUCACCAUCAAGCCCAACUUCGAGGACAAGAGCUGCGACUUUUACUUUGGGCUGACGCCGCCGCCGAUCGAGGAGGACGAGGCGCUGACGUUCGGGUGCAACGCGACGUGCGGGACCGCGCUGGACGUCGGGGUCGAGGGAAAGCCGUGUCACAAGCUUCGCGCGUCGUCGUGAGCGAGGAAAAAUAUGUAGGGUCCGUCCUGUCUGGUCUGUGCGCGCGAAAAUGAGAGGACGGUGCGCGUGAGCGUUACGGAAUGACCGAAAGCGUUCACGCUUUUACUGAUUUGCGCCGUAUGCGCAUUUAGUCACAGAAGUGAUCGUUGAAAAAAACAAAUCUUUUUACACGUCCGCCCCAGUCUCCGGGGGAUCUCGCUCGUUCGGGGCUCCGCGGCUCGACGCGCGCGCGCGCGCGCGCGCGCGCCGACGGCGCCCGUCGUUCACGCACGUUUUGUUCGUACAUCGUCGCGUCGUUCUCGAGGUUCUUCGCGUUCUUCCCGCGCGCGCCGCGCGUCGUUCCGGUCUCGUCGUCGUCGCGCGAAAAAUGAAGUCGUCGUUCGUUCACUUACUUGUUGCACGCGUCGCACCCGUGCGAGCACGAGCUCUUGCACGAGUCGCACGAGCACUUGGAGCAGCCGCACGCGUCGCACUUCUCCGCGCAGCCGCAGGAGCCGGCGUCGCACUUGCAGUCGGAGCCGCAGGAACAGGCCAUCGUCGCAGUCGGUGAGGGAGUCGGAGUCGGGGGGGGACCGGGUUUUCUUUUUUUUUCCUCGCGCG
Molecule: messenger RNA, 1592 nt
Organism: Micromonas pusilla CCMP1545
Lineage: Eukaryota; Viridiplantae; Chlorophyta; Mamiellophyceae; Mamiellales; Mamiellaceae
Exons: 2
Coding region: 12-992 (326 amino acids)
Molecular function (GO): iron ion binding
Source: RefSeq, a predicted model, not a curated record